AUGGUCAAAAGGAUCGCGGUAGUCUUUCUAUUAUCUAACGCGAACCUCGGUAACGCAAUCCAGACGUUUCUGGGUUUUUGUAGUGAACGCUUAAGGGUGCUGAUGCCGCUAAAGGGAUCCCUUGCUCAGAAACGCCCGAACGCGUCCAGUUUGCAUUACCGAUGUCCGAGAACAGUUUCCUUCGACACCUUUUCCCCUUCGAGCGCAAGUCGUUUCGGGUCGGGCGCGCAUUAAAACAACCCGCAGUCGUUCCAUAUGCAACCACGUUUUCUUUUUUUUUUAGCCAACGGUCAAGAAUGAAAUUUCAGAAUGAAGGCGCUGUGUCUUCUACUUUUCAUCGCGGCCAAUGAGGCGACGCGUCUUCCGAUCGGUAUGUCUUCUUAUCCUUUUUAAACUUUUAAAAACUUUGAAAGGUUAAAAAGAAGGUCGAAAAUUCAAAUUUUUUUUAGAGGGAGUCGGUCACACCAAUCAAAUGGAUUCGCAGGAUAUCAUAAGAAGAGAUUCUCCUGCUCCAUUGGUAUUUUUCAUUUUGAAAAAUAAUUACAAUUUGAAAUUCAAGGAAAAAGAAGAAGGUCACGCCCGAGUCGAGCGAAUGAUUGUUAGAGGCAAAAGAGACGCGGUAAGCUUCAAAAUUUAAUUUCGAUUCGAAAUUCGGAUUUACAGCAAAUCAACCACCGAAUUGAGCGCAACACAGGAAAAGUCUCUCAAAUGGACCCCGUAGAUGGAGUCCCACUAAUUCCACAGGCUUCUCCCAUGCAAGCCCCGUUUAUUGGCAGAAAGAAGAGAGAAGUAGAGGUCAGAUUUUCAACUCAGAAGGUUUCUGCAAAUAAAUUUUUCAGCCGAUCAACCACCGAAUCGAGCGCGACACGGAAAAAGUCUCGCAAACGGAGCCGGUUGAUGGAACUCUACUUGUUGAACAAGAGGUUAGCUUUUGAUUUUAAAAGAUUUUUCAAAAUCCUGAUUUUUAGCCAAUCACCCAUCGAAUCAAGCGAACUGGAAAAGGCCGGAAGAGAAGAGCAACCAUUGAAACUCCAGUCGCAGAACCUGUGGUCGCCGUCCCAGCCGUCAGAGUCAAUCCAGGAGUGGAGCCUAGCGGUGAACCAUUCAAAGAAUCCAUCGGAGGAAUGGGUCACAGACAGAAAAGACAGGCUACCCCAUCGGAUGUUGGUCUCGGUUCUUCAUUGAAAGGCAAAAGAGACACGGAAGCUGUUCGACAAAUGAGCUCAAAUGGAGAAAUGAAUGGAGCAAGAAGUCCACGAGAUUUCGCCGAGAAGAAAGGCGGAAUGGGUCAAAGAGUGAAAAGACAAUUGAUGCUCACACCCUCUGAUAUCGGUCUUGGUGCUUCUCUGAAGGGAAAGAGAGACACGGAAGCCGUCAGAAUUGUUGAGACGAUUAGCCCGAAUGGAGAAAGAGGUGGAUUCACCGAAAGAGAGAAGAGAGGAUGGUUCCUCAACGCCAACUCGUUCAGAAGAGGCAGCAGAGACAUCGAUCGUCGUAUGGAACUUCGAGACUCGCGAUUGCCAGAACGACAUGGACGCGAAGCUGCACCGGCGAAGAAAACUGAAGACAAACUGGAGAUAACGGAAGUUCGACGACAGGAAAGGACAAUCAUCCCUUCAGCGAUCGCUUCUCCUGUAAAUGCUCCCCACACUCCUUACCAGCCAGCCGUCAAGGGAAAACGUGAAGCGGAGUCUCUUUCUGAAGACAAUACCGAAAAAAUGGUCCUUCACCGGGAAGAUCGCUCAACCGAAGGCAUUUUGCCUGUAGGAGCAGGUCUUGGACGGAAGAAGCGUGAAGCCGAAGUGAAGCACACCGAGUUGAAGGCCAAAACUACCGAAGUUCGCCCGAAAAGGACGCUUGCACCUGAUGCGGAUCAAGUCACGUCCAGCUCCUCGACUCAGACCGAAAAAGUAGUCAGUCUUCCUGAAGCUGACCCUCUGGCCGUCAGUAAGACGUCUCUUCACGCCGAGAAGACGUUCGAUCGUGCCGACCGCAGUAUCAGCGCAGAAGACUUGGGACUUGGCCGAGGUCAGUACGCUCCCGUCGGACUUGCUGCUGCUACGCCUUACGGAGGAGCCUAUGGAGCUGGGCUGGCACCUGCUGUGAUCGGGAAGAAGUAGUGAGUAGCAAGGAGAAACUGAUAAGGUGAGGCCUAUUACCUUUUUCAAUUAAUCUAAGAGUUAGGUUUUUUAGAAAAGCUGAGAUCUUCAAAGAAGCUGAAAAAUUUUGAAAAGUUAGGCAUUUCUUUCACUGUUAGAGGAACAAAAAACUUCAAAAACUUCUGAAUCUCCGCUUUUAGCACAUUAUUUUGGCAAUCGGGUUAAGACCCUCAAAAAAUAUUCUAUCAAACAAACGGUUUUUUAAAAGCUUGUUUUCACAGAAAACUUUGUUUAAAAACAAAAUAAACAUUUUCAGAUCAAUCUUCACUUCCACAAUCGCUCUUUCAUGUGAACGGCUCUACCAUCUUCACAUCCCACUAUGUACAAAUUAUUCUUAUUUUUUUUUAUGUGUCAUUUUUGUAAAUAACUGUACAAGACUUGAAACAAAGCAAAAAACAAAGCAUUGAUUUUUUGUUUGUUAUUUAUGAUUGCGAUAAAUUUUCUACUUUCUAAAUUUUCUAUCACUUACAGAAACAAGAAACCGUGAAUAAAAUUCAAUAAAAAUUCAGUGGCAAAUCACAUUUUCAUGUUUUUUUCCCGUUGCUCAACUCAUCAGAUCGAAAAAGAUUCGAGUUUUCAAAAAAACAAAAAAAGGUGAUAGGGAAGAUCAAGCCACAAAUUGCGGUAGCAGGUUUGGAUUCAAGUCUCGAUUUUUAUUUUUCAUUCAUAGUCAAUAGUUUAGGGCUCAUGAUACAAAAAAAUUAAAUUUUCAAAAAUAUCUAAAUAUGAAGACAGAUCCGCUUGUAAAAGUUUUCAUAUCCGCGUCUUUCAAAGUGAGUAUUGUGUUCCGUGGGCAGGAACUGCGAUUUUGGGAUGUAUCCGAGUCCAUACAUCACAAAAAAUAUUCUGGAAUCUACAAUUUCGAUGCUCCAGAUCUAUCUAUUAGCUUUGAUAAAAGCUUCAUAAACCAAAAAAGGAUCUAUUAUGAAGAUUUUCUUCUUUUCCUAGAAUCAGGACUCUUAAAGUACAAGAAAUGUUUCAUUAAAUAUUCAUCGGGGGCAACAAACUUCCUAGUAAGUAAUUCUUUCUGAUUUUUGGAAAAAUUUUCUAACUCUACCUACAAGUUCAAAAUCUUCAAAUCAUUGGAAAACUGGAGGUGAAAAUUACAUAACCAGCUAACGACAGUUGCGAAAAAUUCCGAAAAACGAAAUUUGACCUUGCCAACUUUGGAGAGAUACAAAUCAAGAUAAAGCCUGUCCCACUAGAUUUUCAACUUUUUGAGCUGUUUUCUCAAGUAUAAUUUUCAAAUCUUCAAAAAAGAACCAACGAGGAAGUGAUACUUCUUCAUAGAUGAAAUUUAUAAAUACAAUUUAAUAAAUACAGUCCAAUGAAAAAACACUGUCUGUCGCGUUUGAACAUGUUUACGGGAAACAUCACUUACGAUUCGGCGAAGGGCCGGCAACUCCAGUCUGUUUCAACGAAAAAGCGAAGGGCAGGUCCGGAUGACCAAACAGCCUGGCCAACAAACAUCAAGGCGUUGUUUACGAGGAACUCCCAGAGAGUCGGAAGGUCACCAAACAGAUUUAAGCGAGAAGACGUGCGUAUCGGCGAGAAAUAGAACUGUUUCUGCUUUCGAACCGGCUUCAAAUGAGGUGAUAUUGAACUGGAAGUCUGUUCAGUGACAAACAGACUCAGGGUCAAAAACAGAGUCGCUGGGGUAUAAAAGGAUUUUGAGAAACCAUGUGUUCAGACCAGCCUUUUCAUUCUUCAUCUAUUACUUACUUUUUAUUUUCCGGCUACUUACUCACAAUUCGUUUUCAGGAUGAAGAUCGUGUGUCUCCUCCUCCUCGUUGCUGCUGUUCAUCAGUCUCUCCAGUUUCCCCUAGGUUUGUUACCAAAACAUCAUAAACUCUAUUCCAUUAUUUCAUUUUUAAGAAGAGGGAAACGCCCGUAGACUACAAGUCGAGACCAAGCAUGAACAACAUGCCGAAGUCAAACGUCCGGCUCGAGGAGCAGAAAUGAAGACCGAGGAGCAGAGAAGCCACACCGAAGUCAAACGUCCAGCUCGUGAAGCUCAACACAUGGCGGAGCAGCAGAAUGAUCAUGCUCAAGCUAAGCGACCAGCUCGUGCGGCGGAAACCAAGACCGAAGAUCACAGAAGCCACGCCGAGGUUAAGCGCCCAGCUCGUGAAGCUCAGCAAAUGUCGGAGCAACAGAACAGUAACGCCGGAGCCAAGCGACCAGCUAGAGCCGCUGAGCAGAUGCAUGAGCAGCAGAACAACCGAGCUGAAGCCAAGCGUCCAGCUCGAGGAGCAGAAAUUAAGACCGAAGAAAGAAGUCACGCCGAAGUGAAGAGACCAGCUCGUGAAGCUCAACGAAUGAACGAGCAGCAUAAUGGCCAUGCCGAGGCCAAGAGACCAGCACGAGGAGCCGAAACCAAGAAUGGUCAACAAAAUAACGCUGAAGCCAGGCGCCCAGCUCGUGCUGCUGAACCAACUCAUCAGCAACAGAACAGUGGAGCCGCAGCCAAGAGACCAGCCCGUGAAGCUCAACAAAUGAACGAACAGCAGAGUGGUCAUGCCGAGGCAAAGCGUCCAGCCCGUGCUGCUGAACCAAACAAUCAGCAGCAGAACAGCGGAGCCGCAGCCAAGAGACCAACUCGUGGAGCCGAAACCAAGACCGAAGAACACAGAAGCCACACCGAAGUCAAGAGACCAGCCCGUGAAGCUCAGCAAAUGAAUGAGCAGCAGAAUGGCCAUGCCGAAGCAAAGCGUCCAGCUCGUGCUGCUGAACCAAAUCAUCAGCAGCAGAACAGCGGAGCCGCAGCCAAGAGACCAGCUCGUGGAGCCGAAGUUAAGACCGAAGAAAGAAGUCACGCCGAAGUCAAGAGACCAGCCCGUGAAGCUCAACAAGCGUCGGACAACAAUAACGCCGGAGCCAAGCGUCCAGCUCGUGCUGCUGAAUCAAACCAUCAGCAGCAGAACAGCGGAGCCGCAGCCAAGAGACCAGCUCGUGGUGCCGAAAUCAAGACCGAAGAACACAGAAGCCACACCGAAGUUAAGAGACCAGCUCGUGAAGCUCAACAGAUGAAUGAGCAGCAGACUGGCCAUGCCGAAGCCAAGCGUCCAGCCCGUGCCGCUGAACCAAAUCAUCAGCAGCAGAAUAGCGAAGCCGCAGCAAAACGACCAGCUCGUGGUGCCGAAGUUAAGACCGAAGAAAGAAGUCACGCCGAAGUCAAGAGACCAGCCCGUGAAGCUCAACAAAUGAAUGAGCAGCAUGGGCAUGCCGAAGCCAAGCGACCAGCUAGAGCUGCGGAAACCAAAACCGAAGAACACCGAAGACACACCGAAGUCAAGAGACCAGCUCGUGAAGCUCAACAGAUGAAUGAGCAGCAGACUGGCCAUGCCGAAGCCAAGCGUCCAGCCCGUGCCGCUGAACCAAAUCAUCAGCAGCAGAAUAGCGAAGCCGCAGCAAAACGACCAGCUCGUGGUGCCGAAGUUAAGACCGAAGAAAGAAGUCACGCCGAAGUCAAGAGACCAGCCCGUGAAGCUCAACAAAUGAAUGAGCAGCAUGGGCAUGCCGAAAGCCAAGCGACCAGCUAGAGCUGCGGAAACCAAAACCGAAGAACACCGAAGCCACACCGAAGUCAAGAGACCAGCUCGUGAAGCUCAACAGAUGAAUGAGCAGCAGACUGGCCAUGCCGAAGCCAAGCGUCCAGCCCGUGCCGCUGAACCAAAUCAUCAGCAGCAGAAUAGCGAAGCCGCAGCAAAACGACCAGCUCGUGGUGCCGAAGUUAAGACCGAAGAAAGAAGUCACGCCGAAGUCAAGAGACCAGCCCGUGAAGCUCAACAAAUGAAUGAGCAGCAUGGGCAUGCCGAAGCCAAGCGACCAGCUAGAGCUGCGGAAACCAAAACCGAAGAACACCGAAGCCACACCGAAGUCAAGAGACCAGCUCGUGAAGCUCAACAGAUGAAUGAGCAGCAGUCUGGCCACGCCGAAGCCAAGCGACCAGCCAGAGAAGCUGAGAUGCAAACCCAAGAACAGAGAAGCCACACCGAGGUCAAGCGCCCAGCCCGUGGCGCCGAAACCAAGAACGGCCAGCAGAACAGCAACGCCGAAGCUUCGCGUCCUAAGCGCCAAAUCGGAGGUCAAGUCGGUGGCGGUGCCAACGUUGGCGGCCGCAAGAAGAGAGAAUCAGACGCCAACUCUCCACAGAAACCCCAGCAAGCCGGAAUUCGACAGGCGCGCCAAAUCGGCGCCAACGUGGGAGGUGGAGCCCAGAUCGGUGGUCGUUAAGGUAAAUCACAUCUCAAAUAUAAAAUUUUUCAAAUAAUGAUUUUCAGACAGCCGUCGUCAGCGUUCGAUGGUACAUAUUCUCUAAAAAAAAAUGUAAAUUCAUGUCGAAUACUGUAUAAUAAACAUUUUUCACUGCAACAGUUUUUCCUGGACGUUAAAGAAGAAAAGUUGAAAACAGCAAGAACCAGUUGGAAACUGUUAAAAUUAAAGUAAAUAAGAGGGGUUUUCAAACAAGGAACUAGUGUUAUAUCAACAUGUUGUACUUCUGAUCUCUUUUUUUAAGUUUGGAUCAAUUAAAAAAAGUCAUACUUUCGGGUGAAAAUAAUAAAGAUUUUAUUAAAAUGAAAAAUGUCUAAUAAUGAAGCAUCUCAAAGAGAUACUUAUCAAUAGACGUUGAGUAAUCCUCUUUCCAUUUUUUUCUAGAAAAAAAUAAUUUCUAUAUAAAACAGAAAGAGCCUAAAAUUAAAUCUUUGAAAAAACGAAUGGAGUUCAGAUUUUCCGCAAGUCUGCAGAAAUACCAAUAUGAAAAAAUCAACUGGGUGUGAAUUGUAAUUUCAACCCUUUUUUUCAAUCAAAAUGUUUUAUUUCUCACACAAAAGUUCUAAAAUUUAUGAAAUAGAUUUCACUUAAUAUCAAACUUCUCAAAUGACGAUUUUCAGACAGCCGUCGGACUUUUUCAGAAAAAAACUUCAAAGAUAACUUUACAUUCUUACGUAUUGACGUUCUCCAUUCUUCAAUUUUUGAAGAGAAAAUGAAGAGUUAUUUCACAAAAGUGGUACAAGAUAAAAAUUCUCGAAACCAGUCAAAACGCCGUUUUUCAAUUGUUUGCGAACUUGCAAAAAACAUAUGGUUGAUUUUUUGUUGGCGACGUUUUUGAGAAACUUUUUUUCUUUAUUACCUCAAAAAAAUAGGCGAAAAAAAUAAAAAUUUUUUUCUGGAAAAAAAUGACUGCUAAGAACUUCAGAUCUAGUUAAAUUAAACUUCAGAUUAAUUCAGAAAGCUCUGAAGUCCGUCACCGCCAAAAAUUCGACUAUUUCUCUUGAAUUUUCUAUUUCUUGCUAGUUAAACUUAUCUGCUUCAUAUCCUUCAAAGAUAAUUUUUUUAAUAAAAAAAGCCUGGAACACUUCCUUAUGAAAAAAAUGUUUUUCCAAAAACUAGCAAUUCGAAGAUUAAAAAGUUUCCACCCCACCUUGAUGACCAUUUUUCUGCAACGAACGUCCGCAUCAGCGUGUUUUGAAAAGUUUUGGACAGUUUGUGAUGGCGAGAGAAACUAAAAAAGAAGGAGAGCGAAGAGAAAGACGAUGAAGAUGAUGUGACGAUCUCUUAAAUUAUAUAAAUAUACAUAUACUUCCUUAUUGAAGUCAACAUGUUGUCUUUUUUCGACUAUUUAAGGAUUUGGUUGGAAAGGUUCAAACAGUUCUUUCUUAACUUUGACUUUCUUUAAUUUUAUGCAUUUUCUUCCAAACAAGGAAGGUAAUUUAACUUUGCGCAUAAUUAUUCAUUCAAAAUUGGUCAGAACACUCUCUGAUGAACUGGUUGUUUGUUGAAAACUAAAAAAUAAUACAGUUUGAGUUUCAGGAUAAUGAUAGGAUACACUAAAGAGUAUUUUUUAUCGCGUUUCAGUGAGAAUAACAACCGCAAAGUGAACUACCUUCCUCGUGGAAGCAAAAAAUAUCUUUGAGCUAUUCUAUUUGAAACCAGAAUUUUCAGAUGAAAGCUAUCUGUCUUCUUCUGCUCCUCGUCCUUGUAGAAGUGUCCUUCCAACAACGUAAGAAAAAUCGAAAAUUUUCUUCAAAAAGAAGUUUUUUAGUGAACCUGAUUCGCCUACGCCAACAAAUGGGCUUCCCUCGAGGAAAGCGUGAAGCUGAAAUAAUUCGCCACGAAAGAACCAUUGGAUACGGUCCAGUUGUACCAUCACCUGGCGUGAUCAUUAACCGGGCCCGACGAGAAGCCCAGGAAAAUAACGAGAAAAAAGAGUCUCUUCACAGCGGAAUCAGCCGUCUGAUCCGGUCUCCUUUCCGCCGCUGGGGGCCGAUUCAUUAA
Caenorhabditis auriculariae is the source of this 8438-nucleotide messenger RNA. Lineage: Eukaryota; Metazoa; Nematoda; Chromadorea; Rhabditida; Rhabditidae. The record is from the annotation of a GenBank genome assembly.